AUGAAGAUUCUCUUGGUGCUGUUAGUUGUAGAUCUAACUACAGGAAAUCUACUCAAUCGAGAAUAUCUACCGCCUCCAGGUGCUCAUUUGUCGGGUGGGAUUCUAAAUCAUAACGACCUACCCCUUGAACUGCCGAAGGAACAAAUUCUGUUAACAGAUGUUUUAGAUAAUCUAAAAACUUUUCCCGAAGAUGAAGUCACUAAAAUUGGUAGCAAUGUUGACGCAAAGGCUACUAAUGUACCAGGAAUUUAUGAUGUAUAUUACAAUACCCCACCAAUGUAUUCAACAACAACUUUGUCUCCACAUAUGGAGUUAUAUUCAACUGUACCUUUACAAACUUCGACAGGUAUAAGUGGCAAGACUGAUUUCGUUAUUAAAGUGACCGAACCAGAUUUCAAAACUACUCAAUAUGAUGACUUCGUGAGACAUAACGUCCCGUUUACAAGUCAAUUUUCAACCUUAAACAUGAAUGACGGAAAUACUGAAAAUCUGCCCAAUACUGAACUAGCUUCAACGAGUUCUCCAACUACUGUGACGUCAAGUUUGGUGACCAAUGGAGAUUAUGAAACUACGACUUAUAACAUGCCUGAACAAAAUCCUUCAACAUUGUUUCCUGAAAGAAAGCAAUCAUUCUACGAUAGGACCGCUAUAACUUCAAAUCAAAACAAUGUACUUGCACCAGAUGAUUUCUCCUAUAGCUUUGAUACUUCAAAUGGUCUCCACUCUUAUGUCAGUGGAACGGCUAAUAAUGGUGUGAAAACCAAGGGAACUUAUUCUUAUGUAGGUGACGACGGUAAAUUGUACAAGAUGGAAUACACUGCCGACGAAAAUGGAUUUCAACCACGUGGUGACCACAUACCAACAUCGCCUCCGAUACCUAAAGAAAUUCAAAAUGUUAUCGAACAAGCUUACAAAGACAAAGCUGCUGGAAUAUUUGACGAUGGUUCUUACAGUGAAGAAAAGUACGGAUACAAAAAGUAUAUGCCUCAGACAGGAAACACAAAAAAAAUAUCUUUUAGUCAAAGGCCGUAUACUUCUUUAGGAAACAGUGAUGAUUUAAAUAAGCAAGAACCCAAAUAUCACCGGAUACCUAACAACUACAUUACCACGAAAUAUGAUAACCCAGACGAUAUUUCAUCCACAGUGGGCGGUUCUGCAGACAAUAUUAUUCCAGUUCAAAUAAUUUAUGAAAAAGGGUAUGAAUACUCUCCACCACAAAAUGGUUUUUAUUUGAUGCAAAACAGUAAACUAAAACCAACCAAAAAUGAUAAAAAUAUAUUGGCACCAAAGGAAGAGCAAUUAAGCCAAAAUCCUGAUUAUAAUCUUGCUAAGAUAGUCCCUACUAGUGACCGCUUUGAUUAUAAUCCGCCAGGACGUAAUGUAAACGAAUUAUCAAAAGAGAGUUAUUCUACAAAUGAUGGUUUUGAAAAUAACCCCGGAAUUUUAAAUACUGGCAAUACUUAUUACAGCGAAAAUGAAGGUACAGAUUAUACAAGACCUAUUUCUACACACAUAGAUUCUAGCACUCCUGACGAAAAUCUUAGGGAAACAUUUUCUCCUUCAGCUACUGAGACACCUUAUUUAUUAGGUAUAAAUAGUGCUAUGGAUAAUGGCGAUAGUAAUUACACACUAGAAAAUAAUAAUGCUUCAGAAUUGCCGAUCUUAGAAAAUUCUGGUACAACAUAUAGAGAAGAUUUUUCUGGUCCAAAACAACGCCCUAGGUAUGAUCCAAGUGGUGGGUACUAUUAUUAA
Messenger RNA from Leptosia nina, 1752 nucleotides. The record is from the annotation of a GenBank genome assembly. NCBI's taxonomy places the organism in Eukaryota, Metazoa, Arthropoda, Insecta, Lepidoptera, Pieridae.